CCUCUCAUUAAACUCACUCUCCCGGUCGCUGUCUCUGUCCGGGAAGGUUGCUUUCAGCAAAACCGCCUGUUGGGAUUCAUUUCAGUGGUGAGCUACAAACAGACACGCUUUCCUGCUGUUUUCUGUUUAUCCCGGACGUCUGCAGUAUAUUCGUGUGUUUGCGAGCCUGCUGUGUGUUUACUCUAUUAUAACGGAAUACACUCGAAUCUUCUCCCUGUGAAGAAAGAGGCGACGGACCGCCUGAACUCAACUAGCCGCUAAAGUCUCAUCUCGGCGGGGGUCUUGUUUUGUGUUUAACGGAGGACCCUGGUUCUGAGAACCCCCACAAAAUGGAGAAGUUAGAGAAGGGAAUCAAGCCAGUGGAAGAGUGUGAAUCUCCCGAGGACGAAGUGGUUGACCCCCGGAUCCAGGGGGAGUUGGACAAGUUGAACCAGUCUACAGAGGACAUCAACCGCUGGGAGACAGAGCUGGAGGACUGUCGUCAGAGGUUCCGCGCGGUGCUGGUGGAAGCCACAGUGAAGCUGGAUGAGCAGGUGAAGAGGAUCGGCAGAGCUGUAGAAGACUCCAAACCUUACUGGGAGGCCAGGAGAGUGGCCAGACAGGCCCAGCUGGAGGCCCAGAGGGCGACAGGGGAGUUCCAGCGUGCGGUGGAGAUCCUGGGGGCGGCUAAAGAGACCAUCGCCCUGGCAGAGGAGAGACUCCUGGAGGAGGACAGCAGACAGUUUGACUCAGCCUGGCAGGAGAUGCUCAACCACGCCACCAACAGGGUGAUGGAGGCGGAGAUGACGAGGACUCGUAGCGAAUUAGAGCACAGAAAGACGGCGAACCACUACAACGCCUGCAUCAGUCAUAUGAGACAGCUCGAGAAGAAACUCAAACGCACCAUCAACAAGUCCAGGUGUGCCAUAUUUGAACUGAAGGCGAAAUACUACCUAAAACUGGAGCAACUAAAAUGUUGCGUAGACGAGCAUCAGGCGAAACUGACCGUCGCCAAGGCAGACUACCGCACAGCGCUGCGUAACCUAGAGACCAUCUCAGAGGAGAUCCACGCCCGGCGACGCUCCAUCACCAUGGGAACCAGAGGAAGGGGCGUGGGGGCCGAGGGCGAGGGAGGCCAUGAGGACAUUACCAACUUCAAGAUGGAGUCAGACGGACUGUCCAUGGUGUCUGUGACGUUUGAUGAAGAAGGAGGAUCAGAGGAAGAGACAGAAUCACACUCCACUUCCGCUCCCCUCGACAUGACCUCCUCCUCCCAUCAUCCCUCCUCCUCCUUCACCCCCUCUGGCUAUCUCUCCUCUGCCACCUCUCUCCUCUCCUCGUCCUGUCCCAGUACCAUGGAGGGACCCAGUCCUGGCGGCUGGCUAAGCCCAGAGUCGAGGUGUGGUUCAGGGCAUGACUGUACUCACCUCGGCCCCCGUUCCCAGUGCAGUGGGGCCUCCUCCCCAGACCCAGACUGCGACCAAGAGAGAGGGGACAGAGCAGAGGGAGCAGAGCAGAAGUCGGGUCUGGGUAAGCUGACCUUGACCAUAACACACCCACUGCAUCCCGGGAAGGAUGACCCCAACGGUGACCCUAAGAUGACCUCUAGCCCCACACCCCACAACCCAUAGCCCCGUUCCCAUCAUCCUCCUGACCAACAGCGAAUAACGGACAGAAGACUUCACCUCUCACAUCGUAUCAUUGACUCAUGACCUUUAAACCUGAACUCUGAACUAUGAGGCUUUCUAUGGACUUAAGUGUUUAUGUUCACCCCAGAGGGAAAUCUGAAAUCAGCCCCUAUUCCAUACAUAGGAACUAAGGAAUAGUGGAAAUCAGUGGAGGCUGAUGGGAGUAGCUAUAGGAGGAUGGGCUCAUUUUAAUGGCUGGAAUGGAAUGAAUGGAACAGAGUCAAACAUGUGGUUUUCAUGUUUGACUCAGUUCCAUUCAUUCCAUUCCAGCCAUUACAAUGAGCCCAUCCUCCUAUAGCUACUCCCAUCAGUCACCACUGGUGGAAAUAGGGUGCCAUUUUGGAUCUUGUCCAGAACUGAUCGGGAGGAAUCUGGAAGGGGAAGUCAACAUGAUGGAUACCUGGGGAUGGUGGGGGAGCAUAGCCAGCCCAGUCGAUGGUCAACUCCUUAAAAGAUUCGAAGGAAGGGUGUGAAAGAGACAUUGCUAUGGCUGCAUCCUGUCACAAACGGUGCACUUCCACACAUCCUGUCACAAAGGGUGCACUUCCACACAUCCUGUCACAAAGGGUGACUUCCACACAUCUUGUUACGGACUUAAAAACAAUGGAUUGUGUAAACUGGAGGGAGUUUCCACUAUUGUUAAUUGUUGGAAUAACCCUGGAGAGAGAUGUUGACUGUUGACUUGUGGUCUCAAUGGGGAUGUGAGACAGAGGUUAGUGUGGUCUCAGUGAGGAUGUGAGGCAGAGGUCAGUGUGGUCUCAGUGAGGAUGUGAGGCAGAGGUUAGUGUGGUCUCAGUGAGGAUGUGAGGCAGAGGUUAGUGUGGUCUCAGUGAGGAUGUGAGACAGAGGUUAAUGUGGUCUCAGUGGGGAUGUGUGAUCUCAGUGAGGAUUCCCCAGAGGGGAUGUGAGACAGAGGUUAAUGUGGUCUCAGUGAGGAUGUGUGAUCUCAGUGAGGAUUCCCCAGAGGGGAUGUAAGACAGAGGUUAAUGUGGUCUCAGUGAGGAUGUGAGACAGAGGUUAAUGUGGUCUCAGUGGGGAUGUGAGGCAGAGGUUAGUGUGGUCUCAGUGAGGAUGUGAGACAGAGGUUAAUGUGGUCUCAGUGGGGAUGUGAGGCAGAGGUUAGUGUGGUCUCAGUGAGGAUGUGAGGCAGAGGUUAAUGUAGUCUCAGUGAGGAUUCCCCAGAGGGGAUGUGAGACAGAGGUUAAUGUGGUCUCAGUGAGGAUGUGAGGCAGAGGUUAGUGUGGUCUCAGUGAGGAUGUGAGGCAGAGGUUAGUGUGGUCUCAGUGAGGAUGUGAGACAGAGGUUAAUGUGGUCUCAGUGGGGAUGUGUGAUCUCAGUGAGGAUUCCCCAGAGGGGAUGUGAGACAGAGGUUAAUGUGGUCUCAGUGAGGAUGUGUGAUCUCAGUGAGGAUUCCCCAGAGGGGAUGUAAGACAGAGGUUAAUGUGGUCUCAGUGAGGAUGUGAGACAGAUGUUAAUGUGGUCUCAGUGAGGAUGUGAGACAGAUGUUAAUGUGGUCUCGGUGAGGAUGUGAGACAGAUGUUAAUGUGGUCUCAGUGAGGAUGUGAGACAGAGGUUAAUGUGGUCUCAGUGGGGAUGUGAGGCAGAGGUUAGUGUGGUCUCAGUGAGGAUGUGAGACAGAGGUUAAUGUGGUCUCAGUGGGGAUGUGAGGCAGAGGUUAGUGUGGUCUCAGUGAGGAUGUGAGGCAGAGGUUAAUGUAGUCUCAGUGAGGAUUCCCCAGAGGGGAUGUGAGACAGAGGUUAAUGUGAUCUCAGUGAGGAUUCCCCAGAGGGGAUGUGAGACAGAGGUUAAUGUGGUCUCAGUGAGGAUGUGAGACAGAGGUUAAUGUGGUCUCAGUGAGGAUGUGAGACAGAGGUUAGUGUGGUCUCAGUGAGGAUGUGAGACAGAUGUUAAUGUGGUCUCAGUGAGGAUGUGAGACAGAUGUUAAUGUGGUCUCAGUGAGGAUGUGAGACAGAUGUUAAUGUGGUCUCAGUGAGGAUGUGAGACAGAUGUUAAUGUGGUCUCAGUGAGGAUGUGAGACAGAGGUUAAUGUGGUCUCAGUGAGGAUGUGAGACAGAGGUUAAUGUGGUCUCAGUGAGAAUUCCCCAGAGGGAACAACAGAAGGACAGACACACUGUGACAUCACACCACUGAACCCUGGACGUAUGACCCCUUAUCCCACAGCACGUGUGGUUCCUCAAUUAAAAGUUUCAAGUUUAUGCCGGAACCGUUUGUGGUAGAUGGUGGCAGAUUGUGGUAAAUUGCAUUGUGUGUCAUUGCACCACACUAUCACAAGGGGGAGUUAGAGCGCUGAUUUUGAUUUCUCUCCCUCUAAAAACAGAUAGAAAUAAUUUUUAAUAACAAACUGGCUUUAUUUACCACAGUGUGAAAGGCUGAUAGCCCCUCUAUAUAGAGUUUCUGAAACACAGAGUCCUUCUUUGCUGAUGUGAAGAAGAAACGGAAUGAAAGAGAGUCCAGUGAGGAUCGGGAGGGAAAAAGGUUUCCCAAGUCCUGAGCAAUUUUUUUAUUAACCCUUAUUUUACCAGGUAAGUUGACUGAGAACACGUUCUCAUUUACAGCAACGACCUGAGGAAUAGUUACAGGGGAGGGGAAGGGAGGGAUCAAUGAGCAAAUUUUAAGGGACGCUCUCUUGAUAAGUGUGUGAAUUGGACCAUUUUCCUGUUAAAAUGUAACAAGUACUUUUGGGUAUCAGGUAGUAAAAAGUACAUUAUUUUCUUCAGGAAUGUAGUGAAGUAGAAGUAAAAGUUGGCAAAAAUAUAAAUUGUGAAAGUACAGACACCCAAUAAAACGACAUAGAACAUCAAA
Oncorhynchus kisutch (coho salmon) is the source of this 4490-nucleotide messenger RNA. Its product is annotated as SH3 domain-binding protein 5. The record is from RefSeq and is a predicted model, not a curated record. Gene Ontology annotation, cellular component: cytoplasm. The coding region runs from base 330 to 1610 and encodes 426 amino acids. Gene Ontology annotation, molecular function: protein kinase inhibitor activity. Gene Ontology annotation, biological process: intracellular signal transduction. The transcript has 9 exons. Lineage: Eukaryota; Metazoa; Chordata; Actinopteri; Salmoniformes; Salmonidae.